Molecule: messenger RNA, 1768 nt
Organism: Pseudogymnoascus verrucosus
Lineage: Eukaryota; Fungi; Ascomycota; Leotiomycetes; Thelebolales; Thelebolaceae
Exons: 2
Coding region: 355-1650 (431 amino acids)
Molecular function (GO): flavin adenine dinucleotide binding; sarcosine oxidase activity; L-pipecolate oxidase activity
Source: RefSeq, a predicted model, not a curated record
AUUUUGAUAAUGCCCUGACAAUAAUCAGGCUGUCCCGCUCAGUUUCGGAUGCGGAGCUGUGGUAGCUCUAGGCUAAACUGCGCCCUUCAUCUCUUACCUGCAUUGCAUGCAUGGCUUUCAUUUUCCAACUGCAUUCCACGAUUUUCCAUUUUCCAACUGCAUUGCAUGACUUUUGUUUUCGGCUUUCUCAGACACGUUACAAUAUCCAUACGACACUGCCCUUCAUACAGCCCUUCAUACGAAAGUCGUUAAGAUUUGCAACUUAUUUCUACGCCCAGAAAUGGGCCAAGGUGUUUUCAUAUAGAUCGUCUUCCGACCGCCGUCUCGCAUACAAAAAAAACCUCAUCGACUGCCAUGCCUUCCAAGGAGGAUCCCAUUAUCAUCGUGGGUGCUGGUGUGUUUGGUUUGACAUUGGCGCGUGAGCUUUGCCAGCGGGGAUACAUUCGGGUUUCCGUCCUUGAUCGCCAUCCACCCCCCGUGCCAGACGGAUCCAGUGUUGACCUUUCGCGCAUCAUCCGCUCCGACUAUGCUGAUGCGCAGUAUAUGAAAAUGGCGGAUGAGGCUGUAGCCGGCUGGAAAUCCGAGUAUUCGCGAUAUUACCAUGAGAGUGGAAUUCUCAUUAUCUCGGAUGAGGGCGGGCAUUCCUAUCUGGAAAAAGCAAAAGAGCAGGUCCAGUCACAAGGCGGGAAAAUCAAUAUCUUUGAUAAUGCGUCACGCAUUCGAGACGCCCAUUGCGAGUUCACAAGCGGGACGCUACGAAACUGUGAAGGAUAUCUGAACCCACGUGGCGGCUGGGCUGACAGCGCUGGAGCGGUGCGUCACCUAGCAUCGCAGUGCUCGGCUUUAGGCGCCUCAUUUGUUACUGGUAUUCGCGGCUCAGUUGAUUCUUUUGUUCUAGAUGGCACGCGUGUUGUUGGCGUGAAUGUAAAGGAAGGCCCUCCAUUGCUCGCAGAGCAUGUGGUUUUAGCCACAGGGGCAUGGACAUCUCGACUUAUAGAUAUUACCUCAAAUGCUGUCAGCACUGCUCAGCCUGUGGGCUUCACCCAACUCACUGCUGAUGAAGCCGAUAUGCUUCGCAGAAUGCCUAUCGCUCUCGAUCUUGCCAGUGGUUUCUUUGUCUUUCCUCCUACGCCAAGUUCGAAUAUUCUGAAAUGUGCUCGGCAUGGGUAUGGCUAUGAGACUCGCAUCUCAAUGACCACGCCUACAGGUGAGCAGCAACAGGUCUCAGCUCCAAGGCUUGAUGGCGAUGGUACUAGAGCUUUAUUCUUGCCAGAGGAUGCUGAAGUCUCACUUCGGGAAGGAUUACGGCGUUUUUUCUCGUCAUCAAUCUCAGAGAGACCCUUUGUUAAGAAACACCUGUGUUGGUACACAGACACUCCCAAGGGUGACUUCAUUGUUGAUCAUUAUCCCCAUCUCCAGAACCUCUUCUUGGCGACUGGCGGCAGCGGACACGCAUUUAAAUUUCUACCUAUUUUAGGAACCUACACCUGUGAUGUGUUCGAAGGGUUAGCCCCACAGUCUCUCAGUCAGAAGUGGGCAUGCAGAGCUGACGACACGGAUGUCUUGAUGCACGGCGAUGGCAGUAGAGGAGGUCCGCCAAGACGGCACCUACAAGAUUGGGAACAACUUGAAUUUUUAGGCAUAUCAUAACUCUAUAUAGUAGGUGGCUGAGCUAGAUAAAAACGAAAAGCUAAGACAAAAAUAUAUAUUAAAACCAAAAACCAAAAAGCAUAUAACAGUAGUAGUAGAAACGAAAAGCUAAGAUGAG